CCGACAGACUGCAGGGACAAAGUAGCACCCAGGCCUGGAGCGUGAGGUGCCUUGGGGAGGGAGGAGUUGAGGCGAGGUUCCCACCGGCCAGGAUGUCAGGCCUGGUGCUAGGGCCACGGGAUGAGCCUGCUGGGCACCGACUCAGCCAGGAGGAGAUCCUGGGAAGCACCCGACUUGUGACCCAAGGCCUGGAGGCCCUGCGCAGUGAGCACCAGGCUGUGCUGCAAAGCCUGUCCCAGACCAUCGAGUGUUUGCAGCAGGGAGGCCAUGAGGAGGGGCUGGUGCAUGAGAAGGCCCGGCAGCUGCGCCGAUCUAUGGAGAACAUAGAGCUGGGGCUGAGUGAGGCCCAGGUGAUGCUGGCCCUUGCCAGCCAUCUGAGCACCGUGGAGUCGGAGAAGCAAAAGCUGCGGGCUCAGGUGCGGCGGCUAUGCCAGGAGAACCAGUGGCUGCGGGACGAGCUGGCAGGCACCCAGCAGCGACUGCAGCGCAGUGAGCAGGCCGUGGCGCAGCUAGAGGAGGAGAAAAAGCACCUAGAGUUCCUGGGGCAGCUGCGACAGUACGAUGAGGAUGGGCAUGCUGCGGAGGACAAGCAAGGUGACGCCACCAAGGAUUCCCUGGAUGACCUGUUCCCCAAUGAGGAGGAAGAAGACUCCAGCAACGGCUUGUCCCGCAGCCAGGGCGCAGCAGCAGCCCAGCAGGGUGGAUACGAGAUCCCAGCCAGGCUGCGGACACUGCACAACCUGGUGAUCCAGUACGCAGCCCAGGGUCGCUAUGAGGUGGCCGUGCCACUCUGCAAGCAGGCUCUGGAGGACCUGGAGCGCACCUCCGGCCGUGGCCAUCCCGACGUGGCGACCAUGCUCAACAUCCUGGCCUUGGUGUAUCGGGACCAGAAUAAGUAUAAGGAAGCCGCGCACCUGCUGAACGAUGCCCUCAGCAUCCGGGAGAGCACUCUGGGCCCCGAUCACCCUGCUGUGGCUGCCACACUCAACAACCUGGCUGUGCUCUAUGGCAAAAGGGGCAAAUACAAGGAGGCGGAGCCGCUGUGCCAGCGGGCACUGGAGAUCCGAGAAAAGGUCUUGGGCACCGACCAUCCAGAUGUGGCCAAGCAGCUGAACAACCUGGCCCUUCUGUGCCAGAACCAGGGCAAGUAUGAGGCUGUAGAACGCUAUUACCAGCGCGCGCUGGCCAUCUAUGAGGGGCAGCUGGGGCCGGACAACCCUAAUGUAGCCCGCACCAAGAACAACCUGGCUUCCUGUUACCUGAAGCAGGGCAAGUAUGCCGAGGCUGAGACCCUGUACAAAGAGAUCCUGACCCGUGCCCACGUGCAGGAAUUUGGAUCUGUGGAUGACGACCACAAGCCCAUCUGGAUGCAUGCGGAGGAGCGAGAGGAAAUGAGCAGAAGCCGGCACCAGGAAGGUGGCACACCAUAUGCUGAGUAUGGAGGCUGGUACAAAGCCUGCAAAGUGAGCAGCCCCACAGUCAACACGACUCUGCGGAACCUGGGAGCCCUGUACAGGCGCCAAGGGAAGCUGGAGGCUGCUGAGACCUUGGAGGAAUGUGCCCUGCGGUCCCGGAAACAGGGUACUGACCCAAUCAGCCAGACCAAGGUGGCAGAGCUGCUGGGGGACGGCAACAGAAAGACCUCUCAGGAGGGCCCUGGGGACAGUGUGAAAUUCGAGGGAGGUGAAGAUGCUUCGGUGGCUGUGGAGUGGUCAGGGGAUGGCAGCGGCGCCCUGCAGAGGAGCGGCUCUUUGGGCAAGAUCCGGGAUGUACUUCGUAGGAGCAGUGAGCUGCUGGUGAGGAAGCUCCAGGGCACAGAGCCUCGGCCCUCCAGCAGCAACAUGAAGCGGGCGGCCUCCUUGAACUAUCUGAACCAACCCAGUGCAGCACCCCUCCAGGUUUCCCGGGGCCUCAGCGCCAGCACCACCGACCUCUCCUCAAGCAGCUGACAUUGAGCCACCCUCCAAGGCCUGUUGGGUUCCACUGCAGACCCUCACAGCAUUCCCCCCUGCUCCCAUCCUUGCCCUACCCCAAGGUGGGACAGUGAAGGAGGGGCAGCAGGGUAACCAGAUGCUGCCCCCACCCCCAUAGGGUCUCUGGCUUCCUCCUCAGGAAUCCCUGUUAGGCAGGACCCUCAGAAUAUUGUACCCUACCCUACUCUGCACCCCCCACGGGGUGGUCCUCUAGAGUAGCUAGCUCUGGGCCCCCCAAGGUGGGCACAAAUCAGGUAUGCACCUUAGAGAUGAAGCCUGCUUCUGGCUUUUCCACUGGAGGGGCUGGUAGCCACCACCUCGCCCCUCUGCCACCUCACUUCAGGUCCAUGUAUUUCACAUUUCUUAAAUAAAAGAAUCAGGUAAC
Molecule: messenger RNA, 2358 nt
Organism: Ochotona curzoniae (black-lipped pika)
Lineage: Eukaryota; Metazoa; Chordata; Mammalia; Lagomorpha; Ochotonidae
Gene: KLC4
Product: kinesin light chain 4
Exons: 17
Coding region: 93-1949 (618 amino acids)
Biological process (GO): axo-dendritic transport
Cellular component (GO): kinesin complex; membrane-bounded organelle; cytoplasm
Molecular function (GO): kinesin binding
Source: RefSeq, a predicted model, not a curated record